Molecule: messenger RNA, 6085 nt
Organism: Eublepharis macularius
Lineage: Eukaryota; Metazoa; Chordata; Lepidosauria; Squamata; Eublepharidae
Gene: TBCEL
Product: tubulin folding cofactor E like
Exons: 9
Coding region: 189-1463 (424 amino acids)
Biological process (GO): protein folding
Molecular function (GO): alpha-tubulin binding
Source: RefSeq, a predicted model, not a curated record
CUGACUAGCUAUUUCCGGGUCAAUGCAGGACGCGGCGGCCGGACGGGGAGCCUAACGCGGGGUCCGUGAAUCACGGGGAAUAAGAUGUUUCUCCUCUGAAAAAAUGAAGAGCUGAGCUGAUUCUCCUGAGAUUCGAACCUCUUGACUUAAGGUGUGCUGAUGCAGAGACCAAAUUCCAGGAAGGGACCAUGGAUCAGCCCAGAGGGAGAAGUUUCAUGCAAGUUCUCUGUGAGAAAUACAGCCCCGAAAAUUUUCCAUAUCGUCGCGGUCCUGGCAUUGGAGUGCAUGUCCCAGCCACACCUCAGGGUUCGCCUAUGAAAGAUCGUCUCAACCUCCCAAGCGUGCUGGUGUUAAACGGCUGUGGAAUUACCUGUGCUGGCGACGAGAAUGAAAUUGCUGCCUUCUGUGCUCAUGUAUCUGAACUGGAUCUUUCUGACAAUAAACUAGAAGACUGGCACGAGGUCAGUAAAAUUGUGUCAAACGUUCCCCACCUGGAGUUUCUAAACCUCAGUUCCAACCCUCUGAGUUUGUCCGUUUUGGAGAGGACAUGUGCCGGGUCUUUCGCUGGCGUUCGCAAACUUGUACUCAACAACAGCAAAGCGUCCUGGGAGGCGGUCCACACAAUACUGCAAGAAUUACCAGACUUGGAGGAACUCUUCCUGUGCCUUAACGACUAUAAAACAGUGUCUUGUUCUCCGGCGUGUUGUCACUCUCUCAAAUUGCUCCACAUAACUGACAAUAAUCUCAGAGACUGGCCCGAAAUUAGGAAGUUGGGGAUCAUGUUUCCGUCGCUGGACACGCUUGUCUUGGCUAACAAUUACCUGACGACCAUUGAGGACUCGGAAGAUUCUCUCGGGCGCCUGUUCCCAAACCUGCGAUCCAUCAGCCUACACAAGUCAGGUCUGCAAAGCUGGGAAGACAUCGACAAACUCAAUUCUUUCCCCAAGCUCGAGGAAGUGCGAUUGUUGGGCAUUCCUCUCCUUCAGCCAUACACCAAUGAAGAGCGCAGGAAGCUGGUAAUAGCCAGAUUACCAUCUAUCACUAAGCUGAAUGGAAGCGUCAUUGCAGAGGGAGAACGGGAGGAUUCAGAGAGGUUUUUCAUUCGUUACUACAUGGACUUUCCACAAGAGGAGGUCCCUUUCAGGUAUCAUGAGCUAGUAACAAAAUACGGGAAACUGGAGAAACUGGCAGUGGUAGAUCUUCGUCCUCGGAGCAGCGCCAAGGUGGAGGUCCACUUCAAAGACCAGGUCGAGGAGAUGACCGUUCGUCUGGAUCAGACGGUAGCAGAACUAAAGAAACAGUUGAAAACAUUAGUCCAGUUACCGACCAGCAGCAUGCUUGUUACCCACUGUGACCACGAAGCUCCUUUUGGGCCCGAGGAAAUGAAGUACAACUCACGGGCGCUGCACUCCUACGGCAUUCGGGAUGGAGAUAUAAUUUAUGUGGACUCCAAAGCCAAAUAAGCUGCUCGCAUUCAGGGCGUGCGUGCCCACUUUUACUCAGACCCAUGCACGCAUCAAGGACUUCUGCAGGCGCAUUUUGUUUUGGUUUGUCAGUAGAGGUUUGGUUUGAUCUUAUCUAGGUACCAGAUAACUCCUCGAACCCAGGGUAGCAGGUCCACAUCUAGGAGACGUGCAUGGUGAUCUGGUGCAGAUUACGAAGGCAAUGAUUUUAAGAGGAGGUAACUGAGUUUGAGUGUGCGUGUGCAAUUUUUAUGUUUUUCCACUUGGUUUCACCAAUACCGUGACAUUCUCCAAUCUCCUGUGGUAUACUUGUGAAUUUAGCAUGAAAAGCUUUCAAAGCCAAGGAGGUUAUUACAGUCAGGGAGUUCAAAACCAUACAUGGAGUACGUGUUAAAAAGAUCCUGUAUGGCUCUUGUUCACUUGGCAGUCGUACUCCAAUUUCAAACGACUGCAUUGCAGGUCAUUCACCUGGGUGGCCUGUCGUCUCUUUGUUCCCUGAAGUUAGGUUUGGUGGGGGGAAAUGUUCUAUAAGCACUGUUCUACCAGACAGAAGUCUGCAGGCUAUCCUGUCCCCUACUAGAUUUCAGUGAAGUAAAGGAGCUCAAAAAUCUGUCAGAGAAUCUCAUACGCUGCAGCUUCUAAAGCACAGUAGCGGGUGCGCUCUAGUUGAGCGCAAUCAGUCCAAUAACUCAUUCAGCUUAUGAGCUUUCUAGAGUAGCUUUGAGACCAGCUGUAGUGCAGAAAACAUUUUGGGCAUUUGGGGGGUUGGCUUUUGUAAUACGAACCGGUUCGUAUUGGCAGCUGAGAAGUAUCCCUGGUCCUCCACUUAAGAGGGUUCGCUCUGCUUUUGAUACCCGAAACGAAGUUCUGAGUGUGUGAUCAGUGACCCAGCGAUUUGUAGGAGCACUCGGCGUCCCUUGUUGCCCAGACUUGCACUGGAAGUCGAAACCCUUCCACUCGUAUCCUGCACUUUUAAAGACAAAACUAGAAAUGGGGUGGGACUCUUUUACUUAGUAAACAAUAUGAGGCAUCAAAGGAGCAACUGCUCCAGGUCAGUCUCCGGAAGACAGCUAGAUGGCAAAGCUUCUUCCGUUCCAGGAACGCUGCACUUUCAGGCUUUGUGUCACAAAGAAAUUAACUUUAAAAGUAUUCCCCGUCUCUGUCUUAAGUGUGAUUUAAACCUUGGGUUGUUCCCAGGACAGAGAUGUAAGAGGAUUACCCAUCCUUGGAGAAGGCAUUGAACAAAAACAGAUGGGCUUCUUUGGGGUGGAGAGGGGUUAAUCCUCUUGCACACUUUAAAAGUAAACCUUGGGGUUCAAGACCUACGUAUGCCUCAAAUCUAAUUCAAGAAAAAAGGGUUCCUCAGCUAUCGAGGGGAAGCCACCACAAGAGGUAUAAAAUGCCCAUGAUUCUUACACACACACACACACACGUUGUAUAGCGGAAUCCCUUUUUAUGGUUUUUUUAUGAAAUCCAGCUGGAAAAAAAUGUUUUAUGUCUGGUUCGUAAAUCAGGUAGCGAUUUCCCCUCUGCAUUGUCCAUCCUUGCUUGUCUGUCAAUUUUGACAUGUUGUAAUCUGAAGAAUUACUCAAUUUUACACCCCUUUUUUUAAAACGCAAAUGUUUUUCCCAGCAGCUUAGUCAAGGCUCUUGUUACCUGUGAACUUCUGACCUUGGUUAUAUCCUCUCCACCUGCCCCCUUCCCUCCCCCCAAUGCUUCUGUUCUCUGGGGCUCCCUUUCUAUAUAUCCAACAGUUCGGGUAUCUUUUUUCUUCUUGGGGUCUGCAGAGUGGAAAACCAAAACAGUAGCCUUUUUUAUAAUAGAGGAAAGGUGCUGUUGGGAAUUGUCCAACCACCUGUAUGCUAAAAGUAGAGAGAGGACAGUUGAAGGCCAGGUGAAAUCAUGAAUCUCUUCGCGUGGAGCUCAUUCUCUUCCCCCUCACUCCUGCCCCACCUUUAUUUAAAAUAUUUUUUUAAGAUGAGCAAUAUAGAGCAGAGGAUUGCCUGUGAAACACUGUAGCCCCUCUUUUUAUUUCACUGGCUCCAAGUAAGAAAUACUUGCAUAUGUAUAUGUGGAGUCAUUCCAGGCUAUGUGUUGAAAUGACUCUGGGCUCUAUAAGCUGUAGCGUAGCUGAGGCAGUUUGGUUUCCCAUCCAGUUGGGAAGUAAAAUGCUUCUUAGUUAUCCCUCAGUGGAGCUCCAAAACUAAUGCUUUAUGUACGAUGUGUGUGUAUAUGUAUAUUUACACAAAAUGGGAAAUGGUCAUGUUAAUAAGAUAUUUUAUUAUAAAGCAAAGUUUUAUUGAAGAUAGGGUUGUGUAAUAACCUUAUUACACAAUAAUUAUUAUUAUUGCGACUGUGGUCUUAACGUGCAAAAGAUGUUAGCCCUGCAGUUGUACGGCUAUCUGGGCAAGAGAACUGAAUCACGUGAAAAGGAACGGACAACUGAACUGUAUGAAACAGUAUUCCCUCCCCCCUCCCCUUUCCCUAAUAUUUAUGCAGCAGUGACAGGCAUUAAUGAAAUGUUGUAUUUGCCGGUGGGCUGCAGUCAUUGCACAGGUGUUGGCUUCAUAGAAAGAACCGUACCACGUAUUAAAGUCUGUGAAGGAUUCCUUGAAAAUCUACGUUUGUGUUUCUGCUCUCAUAAGAGAAUGACGUGUCCUUAUCUCAACGUCUCCGCAGGGCUGCUUGUACUCCAGAAUCAGAAUUCUGCAACCUGUAUAAGUUAUGCAUAGUUUAUUCUGCCAUUCAUGAUGGAGAUGGGGGAGAGCAACGUACAGCUGUCAAAGCUGCUUUCUGCCCUUAACUGCUGGAAUUGUUAUUUGUCACCCUUCUGGCUUCUGAUAACCUCCCCUCCAUUUUAUUGAUCAGAAGAAAACAUGCGGGCCCUGGUUAGGGAAUUAAGUGAAUGCCAAAAUACUUAGGAAACCUACACGCAAGCAUUCGGCAGGUUUUCUGUGCUUGUGUAGAACUCAUGCUGUCUUAGAUCACCUUUUCAGGGAUGAAGAAGGCAGCGGGAAGAGCUUUUCACCUGCCAGAGAUAUUAUUUCUUGGUCUGGAUUUUCCUGUUGAAUGCAGUGGACCAUUCCUAGUGUAUGCAAACAGCAAGGGCCGGACCUCAGGGGUGGCAUUCCAUCGCAACAAGCAGGCUUUUUCAAAAAAAAAAAAUCUGAUGCACCCAAAAAAAACCCCACAACCAUUUGUAUCUCCUUGAUGUGCUUGUGCAGCCACAUAAAAGGUUUGCAACCAUCAUGAAAGAUCUUAAGUGGGAUCCCGCCCCCCGCCCCCCCCCACACACACACUGUGUUCUUCACAUAAAACCUAGUCUCGGCCGUUGGGUUUUGUUAAAGAAUGUAUGUGUCGUGUUUGUAUUUUGCCAUUUUGUCUGGCUGUUGGCCAUGGAUAAGGUGGAUUUCUGAAGCAGCCGUAGCAGAUGGUUCCUUCUUAUCAGAGACGCGCUGAACAAUAGGGACCGAGCCAGGAAAUGAUACGCGUAUCCCAUGUUGGCCAUUGCUUGGAAAUACGUCCUAACAUACAACUCCCUUUUGCAUUCUGUUUUGAAGUUGCAGAAGAAAUGUGCAUAAUUCCUAUUGCUGGAUCUGUAUCAUGGUUAAGAGUAUUGGGCAAGGACAAGAUUCCCCUCUUGGUUGCCAUGGGGAGUGCUAGGAAAUCUGCUGGCGAGCACCAACUGUUUUUGGAAAAUGGAAUGGGGCAGGUGGGGCUUUUGCCCAACUUAUGGAAAUGUUUUGAUGCCUGCCAAAGAUACACAGGUACUGCCAGAUGAGAGUUUCUUGGCUAGGUCAAUAAGUAUACUUAUUUUGUGUGUAUGCAAGAUAAUAUUUUUAAACAAUACAUUUCUCUUAAAAGGAAUGCUGUUGUAAUGGAGCUUCUGCCUGAAAUUUUGGAAGAGUUACUAUCAGAAUUAUGCACAGCCUCGCUCUUUAACAUUUUAGGGUUUGCCUGACCUCUCUUUUGCAGCUGCUCCUACUACCCUGGGUCAGAAUUCCAAAGGUACCCACAUUUCAAAAAGGUUGGGGACCGCUAAGCAACCCAAGUUUAAAUCCACACUCUCUCGUGAUAUUAAUUGGGCAAAUCUCACUCUCUUGCUUGGCCAUGUAUGCUGCCCUAAGCUUGUUGGAAGAAGGGCAGGAUAAAAACAUACUAUAGAGAGCAACUUUCACUAGACCUGACAAGGCUAUUGAAUAACACUUUUGCUGGGCCCCAAAGGGGGAGACAGCUUCUCUAAUCACAGCUCCCUUUUUCUUUCCCAAGGAAUCGUCAGCACUCCUUUCUUGUACCAAAGUUGCACUAUGUGCAAUUAUGAUAAAUUCUUAACUUAGCAUAUGUGGUCCUCUCUGAACAGAACGUUAAAACUGUGUAUGUCCGCAGUUCUUGGUCAGCUCACAUGUUUCGAUGACUUUGAACAGUUGCGUAUUUACGAGUUGCAGAAUUCAGGUAACUGAGUACCAAGCUAUAGCAAACAAACGCCAACCUUGUACUUGGUUCCCCCCACCUGUGACGUGUAUGGUCUGAGCUGGAUUGGAGUUGUUCACUGUUGGGGGAUCCCCAGCUCUGAUCUUGCUAGACUUAAAAUUCUGCUUUCAGAAUAAAUUAUGCAAACCAUA